UCUCGGGCCGCGGCGCAAUGGGGGCCACUUUUCUGACCUCAGCGGCACUCCGCACCCUGAACAAGCUGCCCUGGAGGGUGAUCGUCCUGCAUUUCCAAAUUCCAGCUGGAACAUCCGCAAUGCUGAAGACAGCAAGUACGACCUUAAACUUACAAGCUGGAGAUAAACGUUUGCUGAAAGGGUCAACGAAGCAAGCCAGCUGCUCGCAGGUCAUCAACAAGCUUCUAUCGUGGAGCUGCGUCUUGAUCCGAUUGACAGGGACCCCGCUAGUGUGCUACUCUCUACGCCGACGCGACAGCUUUUGCAAUAUUGCAAAGAGCCGCCUGCAACACCAUUUUGGCUGACGUGUUUAAAGAUGGACAAGAUCAAGCAGGUCAUUGGAAAGAAGCCUCAUGGGUCCGACCCAACUGUUGCUGAGGGAACCCCCCAGGACAACCCAUACACUGACGUGAACAACGACGGCAGCGGCGGCGGCGGCCUCAUCUCCAAGAUGAAGCACGCUGUGAAGGGGCACCAACAUGGCACACCGGAGUCUCAGGUCAAUAACGAGAUGGCCACCGGGGGUGCGGCCACAGCAAACACCGGCGGGUUUGGGCUGCAGGACAAGGGGGUUAAGGAGGGGUCGAUGGGGGAGGGAAUGGGUUACAUGGGGGGAAUGGGUCAAGGGGGAACUCCUGGGGCAAUGGGGGAGGGUAUGGGGCAGCCGCAUAGCGGUAUGGCGACUGGGCUGGAGCAGGGGUCAAUGGGUGCGGGGGCGGGAAGACAGGGGGGGAUGGGGACCGACUCGUACUGAUUAUGUGGCUGAUGACCAGUCUAGUGCCAGCGUCAAAUUUUGGGCACUUUUGCAAGUAGCACAGAGCAUGGACGUUUACCAGAUGCCAGUGUCAAAGUCUGAUGGGCGUUUUUUUGAGUUAGCACAGAUGGUGGACGUUGACAUUUGCCUCAAAAUUUUUUAAAGUAUCAAGUUCAGUAGCAGCUAAAGACGCCAGCGUGUGCCUGCAGCUGACUCAAUCUCGGGGUGAGCCGAAGUGGCUACUAGACCUUGUUAGAUUGGGAGGACAGAUGUUCAUUGCUGCCAUCAGAUGUCGGCUAAGUCUGUUUAUAAUAAUAUGAGCAGUAAACGCAGUUUCUCCAUUCCGCAUCAGCCUACUGUGGUUACUUGUGAUAUGUAUCACAGCAG
Klebsormidium nitens is the source of this 1180-nucleotide messenger RNA. Lineage: Eukaryota; Viridiplantae; Streptophyta; Klebsormidiophyceae; Klebsormidiales; Klebsormidiaceae. The record is from the annotation of a GenBank genome assembly.